AUGUCGCGGAAACACUUCUUCCCUAAUCCGGAAGGCGUAGUCCUCCACAACCUCCGCUCGUUAUGCACACGCAACUCACACAUGGCGCUCGAUGAAGCCAAUCGAGUCGUUUACAACCUCUCACACCCUCCGAACCAGGUCACCAUCGUGUCUGGUGGCGGUUCAGGUCACGAACCAGCGUGGUCUGGCUUUGUCGGCGAUGGCAUGCUGUCAGCAGCCGUAUGCGGUGAUAUCUUCGCUUCUCCCAGCACCAAACAGAUCAUGGCUGGGAUAAGAAAUGUGCCAAGUAACGAGGGUGUUAUACUGUGUAUAACGAACUACACAGGAGAUAUGCUACAUUUCGGUCUUGCUCGAGAGAAGGGCCAAGCACUCGGAUACAAAGUCGAUGUUGUAUGCAUGGCGGAAGAUGCUGCUUUAGGUCGCGAAAAGAGCGGCAAGGUUGGAAGGAGAGGUCUAGCGGGUAAUCUGCUGGUUAUCAAGCUCGCUGGUGCCGCGUCACAGAAAGGCUGGGCCUUCGAACGGUGUAGGAAAAUUGGCGAGUUGGGUAACUCGCAAUUGGUUACUAUUGGUACGAGUCUUGAUCAUUGCCAUGUACCCGGUCGAGACGCAUUCGAGAGUGUGUCCGACGAUGCUUGCGUAGUUGGCAUGGGUAUUCAUAACGAGCCUGGUCUACGAACUAUCUCCCCGAUGCCUAGUCCCGAGGAUGUCAUCAAGGAGAUGCUCCGUUAUCUCCUCGACCCCUCCGACUCCGACCGCGCAUUUGUCACAUUCAACCCCAACGACAACGUCGUCAUGCUCGUCAAUAACUUCGGCGGCCUCUCAAACCUUGAAUUCGAUGCCAUGGUAAAUCUCGCCCUGAUAGCCCUGAAGCGCGACUGGAAGAUCGUACCAACACGCAUCUACGCCGGCGUGUUGGAAACUUCGCUCAACGGCCAAGGUUUCAGCAUAACACUAGGUAACAUGAGCGGCAUGGCAAAAGCUAUGGAUCUCAAAGACGAAGAAGUCAUGGAGUUACUAGAUGCGCCCACAAAUGCCCCCGCAUGGCCAAAGAACGGUUACCAACCCCUCAACAUUAAUAAAGAAACAGAAGAACUACGCAACAAAGCCAACGCCGCCGCGGCCGAUAAAUCCGCACUUCACAAGGGCCCAGCCACACCGACAUCCCUCAUCCCCGCGUUACGCACAGCAUGCAAAGAAGCGCUACAGGCCGAACCAACAAUCACACAAUACGACCUGCAGAUGGGCGACGGUGACUGCGGCGAAGCCGUAGCUGGAGUCUGCAAGUCCAUCCUCGCCAACAUCGACGCCGUAGAAAGCAAUCCCCCACCCAUCCUCGCCCUGCUCGAAAGUAUAGGCGAGAACGUCGAAGACGUCGGUGGCUCCCUCGGCGCCAUCCUCUCCAUCCUCGUCACCGCCUUCACAAACGCUUUAUCCAAAGCGACGUUAUCUCAAAACGCACCGCUGGAUAUCUCAACACUAGCUUCCUCCGCAUCUGCCGCUCUCGAGAACCUCAAAAAUUACACUAGUGCGCGGGAGGGCGAUAGAACGGUCAUGGAUGUCUUGAUUCCAUUUAUCAACACGUUGGCUGAGAGUAAGGAUCUCGGACAAAGUGUGGAUGUUGCGGAGAAGAAGGCGGAUAGUACAAAGGAUAUGAAGGCCAAGUUCGGACGUGCGACGUAUAUCAGUGAGGAUGGGAGUGAGAGGAGUAAGAUUCCUGAUCCGGGGGCGUAUGCUGCAGGUGUCUGGCUGAGAGGAUUGGAGAGAGGUUUUGGUGGGUCGUAG
Messenger RNA from Alternaria atra, 1782 nucleotides. RefSeq lists its product as uncharacterized. Gene Ontology annotation, molecular function: glycerone kinase activity; ATP binding. Gene Ontology annotation, cellular component: cytosol. The transcript is spliced from 2 exons. The record is from RefSeq and is a predicted model, not a curated record. Gene Ontology annotation, biological process: glycerol catabolic process. NCBI's taxonomy places the organism in Eukaryota, Fungi, Ascomycota, Dothideomycetes, Pleosporales, Pleosporaceae. Bases 1 to 1782 code for a protein of 593 amino acids.